AUGCAGAACAAAGAUCUCUUUGUCCCCACCUAUGGAGCUCUGGCUGCCCAACUGUGUAAAGGUUAUGAAAAAGAUGAAGAUGUGAACAAAUACUUAGAUAAAAUGGGAUACCUCAUUGGGACACGGCUGGUGGAAAACUUUUUGGCUCUAUCUUGUGUAAGAAAAUGCCAUAGUUAUUCAGAAAUUACAGACAUAAUUGCCCAGGUUGCCUUUAAGAUGUACUUGGGGAUUACACUAAGUGUGACAUGUAACAUAAGCAGGACUGAAUUUUCCCUGAUCCUAGACAAGAAUCCGCUGGUGGAGUCUGUGGAGGAGCUCCCCACCAGGCGAUCCUUUCUGUGCUACUGCAAUUUACUCUGUGGGAUUAUCAGAGGUGCCGUGGAAAUGGUUCAUUUGGCUGCUGAUGUUACAUUCUUGCAAGACAGACUGAAAGGCGACCAUGUGACAGAAAUAGGAGUAACAUUUCUGAAAAAGCUAGAGGAGAAAAAAUACAGACGGAAAAAAUGA
Messenger RNA from Lutra lutra (Eurasian river otter), 507 nucleotides. It is a transcript of the gene TRAPPC3L, whose product is annotated as trafficking protein particle complex subunit 3L. The record is from RefSeq and is a predicted model, not a curated record. Gene Ontology annotation, biological process: intra-Golgi vesicle-mediated transport; endoplasmic reticulum to Golgi vesicle-mediated transport. Lineage: Eukaryota; Metazoa; Chordata; Mammalia; Carnivora; Mustelidae. Gene Ontology annotation, cellular component: cis-Golgi network membrane; TRAPP complex; cytosol.